Tupaia belangeri chinensis (Chinese tree shrew) is the source of this 1191-nucleotide messenger RNA. RefSeq names its product neuroligin-1. The coding region runs from base 511 to 1191 and encodes 226 amino acids. Lineage: Eukaryota; Metazoa; Chordata; Mammalia; Scandentia; Tupaiidae. The transcript has 4 exons. The record is from RefSeq and is a predicted model, not a curated record.
AAGCGUCUUAAAUCCUAAAACAGGAAUCACUGGAUGCUCGAGAUUCCAAAAAAGCGUCUAGAAACUGGUAAAUACUUGGACCAUUUCGACUUCAAUUUGACGGCGAAGUGUUGUAGCAACUGUCUCCUUGCGUUAUAGGAAGGCGGCGGGGGGAUGCGGGGGCUCGCCCCACGAACCCGUCUUCCCGAGGGAUAUAGACCCACAGUUAACUGGAUUUGAUGUAUAAGAGGGACAUCUACAGUCAAUGGCCACUUGCGCCACGUUGCUACGAUGGAAAACAGAAUGGUCAAUAGGAUAUGGUGUGAUGAAUAGUGAUGAUUGAAGAUGCUGCUUCGAUACAUGCAAAAUCAAUGGGAGAUAUUUGCUGCGUGAGCAGCUGUCUGAGCUUUUCUUGACAAGCUCGCCUUUAGGAAAUUGGAGGCAUAUUGUACCAUUAGACGGUCUUUCUCACGUGGAUAUAAAUACGUUUGCCUGACUGCAGCCAGUCAGCCAGACAACUAAUGUGGGACCAUGGCCCUGCCCGGAUGCACAUGGCCACGUUACGUUUGGAGAGUAGCGAUGGCAGGCUUGGUCCACAGAGGAGUGGGCGCCUCAUUGACUCUCUGUAUGUUGGGAUGUUUGCUUCAGGCUGCCCACGUGCUCUCACAGAAAUUGGAUGAUGUGGACCCACUGGUGACUACUAACUUCGGCAAGAUAAGAGGGAUUAAAAAAGAACUCAAUAAUGAAAUUUUGGGGCCUGUUAUUCAAUUUCUUGGGGUUCCAUAUGCAGCCCCACCAACAGGAGAACAUCGUUUUCAGCCUCCAGAACCACCAUCUCCCUGGUCAGAUAUCAGAAAUGCCACUCAGUUUGCUCCUGUGUGUCCCCAGAAUAUCAUCGAUGGCCGAUUGCCAGAAGUCAUGCUUCCUGUGUGGUUUACUAAUAACUUGGAUGUGGUUUCAUCGUACGUGCAGGACCAGAGUGAAGACUGCCUGUAUUUAAACAUAUAUGUCCCAACUGAAGAUGUAAAAAGAAUAUCCAAGGAAUGUGCCAGAAAACCCGGCAAGAAAAUAUGUAGAAAAGGAGAUUGCUCUAGGGGAGAGCUGCUAGUGAACAGUAGUCAGGCAUUAAGCAGUAACAUGAGAAGGAAAAAGGGACCCAGAACGUCCACAGCAAAUGGGCCAUGGACACUCUCCGAGUUGGAUAGCUUAUAA